This is a messenger RNA of Physcomitrium patens, 828 nucleotides long. Its product is annotated as DNA polymerase zeta processivity subunit-like. The record is from RefSeq and is a predicted model, not a curated record. Lineage: Eukaryota; Viridiplantae; Streptophyta; Bryopsida; Funariales; Funariaceae. Gene Ontology annotation, cellular component: zeta DNA polymerase complex.
UUGAAUGGGUCGAACCAAGAAAUUUAUUGAUCGGGACGGGAGUAAGUACUCUAACAAGAGGUCAUAUUUCUUCUAGCACCAACUCCAGAAGUCCAAUUUCUUAAUUUUGGAGUCUAUGGGGGUCGUUCGCCUGUGUGAUCGAGGAGAUGUUGGAGAACUUGUUUGCGAGUUUUUGGAGGUUUGCAUCCAUCAGCUCUUAUGCGUCCGAGAACUUUACCCACAAGAGAUCUUUGAGAGACGGCGAUACAUCAAUACCCCUGUGCAGUGGGCUCGGCACCCUGAUUUGAGGGAGUACAUACAUUCGGCAGUCACUAACCUUCAACCAUGGGUUCAGCAAGGAGUUGUAGACAAGGUCACUCUCUUAGUGAUGAACAAGAAUCGGACACUGGAAGAGAAGUUUGUGUUCUCUUUCGGCCUCAAGCAGCUGUCCACCGCAGGAGUACCAGCACAACACCUUGAAUUUGCCCUUCGAGGGUUCCUUCUUAAGAUAUCCGUUUCUGAUUCUUUCUUGUCGCCUUUACCCCCUGAUUGUUCGUGGGAGCUGGUUACAUACCUGAAGUCAUCUUCUCUCGACACCAUUAACAAAGACCAACCUUGGGUACCGGCUGACGACGAGGGCUGGGACCAGAACUUCAUAAUGACAUCCAUGAAGUCAAUGCGUAGCAGUUAUCUGGACAUGCAGCUCUACGUAGAACACUCCGUUGAAAAACCCACGGACGAAUAGACCACUUGACCGUGACCGAGAUUAUAUGCUCAACAAAGCAACCGUGAUCUGUAUGCGAAACGAAUGUAUAAAAUAAAAUUCCAUUGAAAACCUCAUUCCUAGCA